Aspergillus novofumigatus IBT 16806 is the source of this 792-nucleotide messenger RNA. Its product is annotated as F1F0 ATP synthase subunit g. Gene Ontology annotation, biological process: proton motive force-driven ATP synthesis. NCBI's taxonomy places the organism in Eukaryota, Fungi, Ascomycota, Eurotiomycetes, Eurotiales, Aspergillaceae. Bases 1 to 591 code for a protein of 196 amino acids. Gene Ontology annotation, molecular function: proton transmembrane transporter activity. The record is from RefSeq and is a predicted model, not a curated record. The transcript has 3 exons.
AUGCCCGUCACGGCUUCCCGUGCCGUGCUGCGGCAAUCGCAGUUCCUGACCCGCAGAACCGCGGUCAGAUAUGCCUCCAACAGUUCUGAGGCCGCCUCAAAGGCCAGUCAGACUGCCUCCUCUGCUGUCUCAAAGGCCUCUGAGGGUCUCUCCCGUGUCACCUCGACGGCUGGUCCUGCGAUCUCAAACGCUGCUCAGGGUCUCGGUAGCGCUCUGAGGAAGGUCGGUGGAAGAACCGGGAAGGUCAUUGCCUUUGUCGACUCUUUGAUACCCCCUACUAUCUAUUACUCGAAGGUUGGCCUCGAACUCGCCAAGCUGGUAUUCCGUGGCCAGAACAUGACUCCUCCCAACCUGGCUACCUUCCAGGCAUACUUCCAGCCUUUGGUUAACGCUGCUCGCAACCCCGCCAACCUCAAGAAUUUCUCUCCCCAGAACAUCAUUUCCCGGGUUCGCAAUGCCAACAAGAAGGAGCUUGCUUUCGCGGGCGUUACCGCCGCCGAGGUUAUUGGUUUCUUCACCGUCGGCGAGAUGAUCGGUAGAAUGAACAUUGUCGGCUACAGGGGCCACGCCGAUCACGGCGACCACCACUAGAGCAAUUUCAAUAAAUCAUACCUGUCCUGUUUUCUUCCCCUUUGUCUUUGUUCUUUCCUAUGCACUGUACUAUUGUAUGAUAGACGAUGGAAUUCAAGCUGUUGUCUGAGGUAAAACGUCUGAAGUCGGUUGUGCCAUGGCAUGUCCCAUGUGUCGGGCAGUUGGCCAUGAAGAGGUCGGUUGUGACAACUGGCUGAUGUC